AUGCCCUCGCGGCUACGAAGGAGAGCCAUUCCCAGUCGAGUCUUGACACAAUCACCAAUCUACACGAUCGCAGGUCCGAAUGAUCGCUUCAUAGCCAUAGCUCUUGAGACGUACCUUUCACACCAACGCGCCGGCGCUGCUGUUCGUGGGCGUCCGUAUAUGCGCCACACAACCAUCCAUCAUCGCGACCAGCUCACGCAAAGCUACGUGCGGGUGCGGGUGCGGCAACUGGACAGCCCUCGCAAGACGUCCGCCGCAUUCAUUCACCCUGUGCGCCCGUAGCUGACCAUCGUUCGUCGUGAGCGUGCAGCGAGACGAGGCGAGAUGGCGUCGUCCGGAUCGCUAUCCGCACCAGGCGGUGGCAGUCUGCCAUUGCUGAGAGUCAGGAGCAUAGCGCCCUUGCCCAGCUUCAGCAUCCCGCAUCCCAUACCCUCAGCCAGCGACUCGAUUUCCGCAUUCAAACUCUCCAUCCUCUCCAUCCUCACCCUGCGAACCGAUCCAGCAUCCGCAACCUCUUCCACACCUCUCUUUGUCUCUGCGUCGGAAAGGCUCAAGAUGGAGGUGUUGGAGGGAUGGAGGAGGGAGAUGGUGCUGCUGGAGUUGAGACAGAAUGCAGUCAUUGCGCCAGAGACGAGAAACAGCGAACGUGCUGCAGAGAUGGAUCAGGAGAUCGUCGGCUUUGUGUUGGAGGAUCAUCAUGAUUGCGGUCUGCUCGAGGAAGGGGACGAGGUGUUGUGAGUCUUGAGCAGUCGCAGCGCAGCGCAGCGCAGUAUAGCACGCGCAUACAGGCCAGCUCACAAUGGGCAUGCCUUAUCUCUCUCUCUCUGUCUCUUCGCCCCCAGAGUGCGCAUCAAAGCCCCUCAUACCCUGGCAUCUCUCAAACUACCUCCAGUUCCCAGCGGACAUACCUUUGGUCUGCCACCAGGGAGCUUGACCAGAGCUGGCACGCUCUCAGCACCACCUCCAUACUCGGAAGCAGCGCCUCGCGAGCCAUCCUCCCACAGCUCCUCGGUCGCUGGUCAGCCCAACGCCAAUUUCCAUCAGUACGUGUACAGGGAUCCUGCUAGGGGCGUGCGCGUCAUGACCACUCAACAAGCCGCCAUGCAGAAUGGCAUAUACGGAGCAGUGUCGGGAGCGAAUAAUAGGGAUGCGUCGCCGGCCAAUGGUCAUCAUCAGCAUUUGGGCGUAUCGGGGCCCAGCGCACCAGAAGCGAAUCCGCGCAGGCUCGGACCGUCUAGACGCGCCAGUGCUGGUAUCAAUGGAAUGCCAAAAGCUGGCGCAUACAAGCCGCCUCCCAUCUCUCCGCCAGCAGCAGCCGCAGAGAGCAGCGCGGCUCCAGCACGACCCCUGCGAAGACCUAGCUCGCGCGGCAACGUCUUAUCUUCCACUCCAGAAGUCGGUGUCGUCUCCUCGCCUCCGCAUCAACAACACUUUCGCAGCACAUCUUUCGGCUCAGCUGGUUCCCCAGCCACGUCCUCCCUUCCAGCGGCUGGCUUUGGAGCAGCAGCAGCAGCAGCAGCAGCAGCAGCAGCAGCAGCCGCCAUUCCGGCGCAUAGGCGGCGCAACACUUCAGACGAACCGGGUAAGGGCGCAGUAGCAGCAGCGAACGGGGGCUCUGUCAGUCCUUCCUUCGCUGCCCCCUCGCCCCCUUUGGCGAUGCCAUCCACAGCAUUGGUCAUUGGUCCAGGCGUGCAGGGUCGAUUUGGAAACACACCAGCAGAACCAGUCUCGCAGUCUAUUCAGAAUGCAGAUUAUGGCAACGUCAAGCACUUUGCUAGCUUCACAGCGGCGAGCGGAGAGGUCAGACCGUCGGCUUCAUCUUCGAAAAUUGGCGAUCGCACGUCUGAACAGCAAAGACUUGGUGGAGUAGAGGGACAGAACGAAGUACAGACUGCCACGACUCUGGCGCAGAGUUCGCGGGAAAACGCAGCGGCCCUUGCAGCUGAGCGAACAAGAGGCAAGCGAAAGGGAUCGUAUGAUCAGCAAGAUUUGGGCAGCGCCAUUACUAUCGCUGCUCAACUUUCAUCCCCUCUUGCUUCUCCACCCAUCUUGGAGAGUGAUCGCGAUGCCAGAUCCAAAGCUGCUGCUGAUGCUGCGGAUCGUCGAGCUGCGUUGGCGCGAACGCAAAUCGCACAGCGCGAUGGCGACGUCGCUGGGCCCUCGUCCAUGCCGGCUUCCUCCAAAGACAAGCUGCCUCCUACACCCGUGUCGACGGAGCCUCCUUCCGCAGAGUUGCAUGGCGUACAUGCAAAGCCGGAGCGAACGCAGCAGGAGAUCGACGAGCAGCUCGCCAACGAUGCGGCGCUCGCUUUGGCCUUGUCGGAGGAGAAUGAAGCGGAGAGGGUGAAUGAAGGGCCAGCGUUGCCUCUGCGCAAGCGCAAGUCGUCGAGGCCUUCCAUGGGAGGAGGCAGACCUAGCACUGGCACCAGCGCGAGUCUUGGUAGCGCAAGUCAUGGUAGACCCAGCGAUGCGCGACCUCGCAGCUACUCCAACGGCGCACGCAGCUCGCAGACGGGCGGCGGCGGCGGCGGCGGCGGCACUCCAGCAGUGGCCCCGUUCGACCGGUACGUCGAUGCUGAAGCGUCGGGGUCCGCAAGUCCACAAGGUUGGAGGGAAGAAGGAGUUUCUGUGGAAGAAUUUUCAAAAAAGGCCUCUUUCAAGUCCAACAACGGUGCGGCCGGACCGACCAAAGGUCUCUUGUCGCGCUUAGGCUCUUCUAACUCUGACAAGCCCAAUGCGCUCACCUCGGCCGAUCGCAAGUUUUUGGCUCGAAGAGCAUCCUUGGACCGCGAAGUGGCUCGACAAGAAGCGGCCGAAGGUGCGCGCAAGAGGGAGCUGGAGAGGCAAAGGAGAAAGAAGGAGGAAGCUGCAAAGAGGCAAGAGGAGGUGAGGAAAAAGGAAAAGUAUGCGAAGCAGUGGCAAGUUUGGGAAGAGGUUAGGAGGAGAGAGAGAAAGGCUGGACUGCCUCCGCCGGAUGUGGUGGAGAGGGAUGUUGGUUGA
Molecule: messenger RNA, 3000 nt
Organism: Ceraceosorus bombacis
Lineage: Eukaryota; Fungi; Basidiomycota; Exobasidiomycetes; Ceraceosorales; Ceraceosoraceae
Source: the annotation of a GenBank genome assembly